Molecule: messenger RNA, 1389 nt
Organism: Hibiscus syriacus
Lineage: Eukaryota; Viridiplantae; Streptophyta; Magnoliopsida; Malvales; Malvaceae
Product: WD repeat-containing protein 3-like
Exons: 5
Coding region: 1-1389 (462 amino acids)
Biological process (GO): maturation of SSU-rRNA
Cellular component (GO): Pwp2p-containing subcomplex of 90S preribosome; small-subunit processome
Molecular function (GO): snoRNA binding; protein binding
Source: RefSeq, a predicted model, not a curated record
AUGGUAGUUGGAUCUUUACUUGCUUCGGGAAGUAAAGACAAUGAUAUUAUAUUGUGGGAUGUUGUUGGUGAGACGGGUCUUUUUCGCCUUCGUGGGCAUCGUGAUCAGAUCACGGACCUUGUUUUCCUUGAUUCUGAUAAAAAACUUGUUACUUCUUCCAAGGAUAAAUUUUUGCGAGUGUGGGAUCUUGAAACUCAGCAUUGUAUGCAAAUAGUUAGCGGCCAUCAUAGUGAAAUUUGGUCUAUUGAUGUUGACCCGGAUGAAAGAUACUUGGUCACUGGUUCAGCAGAUCUUGAACUCAGAUUAUUUUACAAUGAAAAGCAUGAGUUGAUGAGUGGAGAGUCUAUGGUGAAUGUAACUGCGGCUAAAACUGGGAAUGACCGUGAGUUAUCUACUCAAAAUAAGUGGGAAGUUCUGAAGCCCUUUGGUGAAAUUACGCGACAAAGUAAGGAUAGGGUUGCGACUGUGAGGUUUAGCAAGUCGGGAAAUCUGCAUGCUUGUCAGGUGGCAGGAAAAACUGUUGAACUAUUCCUUGUACUCGACGAAGUUCAAUCCAAGUGCGAAGCAAAACAAAGAAUUAAAAACAGGAAGAAAGAGAAGAAGUCUGCAAAAAUGGAAGUUGAAGAAACUGAAAAUGUGGAAGCAAAUCAUGAUACUGAAGGAGCUGGGAAUACAUUGGUUGUUAAAGUUCCUGAUGUUUUUAAGCUUCUUCCAACUAUUCUAGUCAGCAAAAAGAUAUGUUCCAUCUCUUUUUGUCCGGUCACUCCAGAGAGUUCACUAGCUAGUUUAGCAUUGUCUUUGAAUAAUAACUUGCUGGAGUUUUAUUCAAUUAAAAGUGAUGGAAGUGAAAAAACACUUUCUAUUAAUCUUGAGAGAACACUUUCUAUUGAGCUUGAAGGACACCGUUCCGAUGUUAGAAGUGUCACACUUAGUUCAGACAAUAGUUUUUUGAUGUCAACCAGUCACAAUGCUGUGAAGAUUUGGAAUCCAAGUACUGAUUCUUGCCUUAAAACAAUUGAUUCUGGCUAUGGACUCUGUGGUCUAAUUGUACCCCAUAACAAAUAUGGAAUUGUUGGCACUAAAGAUGGGGAAAUUGAAAUUAUUGACAUUGAUAAUGGUACUUGCAGUGAAGUUGUUGGAGCUCAUGGUGGCUCUGUACGGUCAAUUGCUACCAUUCCAAAUGGAAAUGGCUUUGUUACUGGCAGUGCAGACCAUGAUGUAAAGUUCUGGGAAUACAUCAACCAAAAACCUGGUCAAGAUUCCAAAAGCCUUACUAUAUUAAAUGUGAGGACUAUGAAAAUGAAUGAUGAUGUUUUAGUGGUUGCCUUUAGCCCAGAUGCUAAAUAUGUUGCUGUUGCAUUGUUCGAUUGCACUGUAAAGAAUUUGUAA